This is a messenger RNA of Histoplasma capsulatum G186AR, 1553 nucleotides long. RefSeq lists its product as uncharacterized. The record is from RefSeq and is a predicted model, not a curated record. The transcript has 3 exons. Bases 31 to 951 code for a protein of 306 amino acids. Lineage: Eukaryota; Fungi; Ascomycota; Eurotiomycetes; Onygenales; Ajellomycetaceae.
CUUGUGUUUGGACCCCCGAUAUCUCACCUCAUGGCGGCUAGCUCGGCACAGAUACCAGCGAGCGAUCUCGGGCCUGAGCACUUUGUCGCUCUGGAACAAGCCAUAUUGAAUGUUCUAUCUACAAGGCUUGCCUUCGAAACGUUUGCGCAGGUUGUCGAUGGCAUACCCACCCGUGACGCUUACUUUGAAUACUAUUUACCCACGCCACGACCAGAGUAUUCUCAGAAUCUGAUGCCAAGUGACAAGGCGAGAGAAAUUGUCUGGGAAUAUCUUCGGCGCUUCCAUGUUGGCGGUGUAACGUUUCCCGUCGAUCGUGCACAAGCAUACCAGGAUGCCUCUCUCGUGUCAAGUAGUUUCAAGCUGCGCAUGUUCGAACUGGUUGCAAUUGCCUGUCAUAAUAUCGCAGCAGAACUAUACACCAAGGCAGGAGGAGGUCUCAGAAAGCCAGCCUGUCCUCCACCACCACCGCCUAGCAGCCAUCCGCUAAUUCGGCCCGCCCCACCAAAUAUAGCUGAGCUAUUUCACGAUGAGUACGAGGAAUGGAGGCAGUAUCCAAACGGUGUUGCAGAUGUCGUUGGGUACUGGGCCGAGUAUCGUCUAUUCGGCGGCGUCGUUCUAUUUGAUCGCGGCACCACCGGUCAGGAGUGCAAGAGCGCCUAUAUCCACCCCAUCAAAGGGCGCAAGAUAUUUCAGCUUUCCGCCCAGCAGAUCGAGGGGUUUACCGGGUUUGCCCUCUCGAAACAUCCGCCCAACCAUCUAGUCUCGUAUGAUACGCGAUUUUUCCCUGAGCGCUCCGCCCGGCGCGUCGACCCGGUUGAUUCCAUGGCCCUACUCAUAUACCGUGACGUUUAUGAGCGGAAACCUCCUGCUCCUGGGCGGCGACGAUGCGUGCUCUAUCCAGAAGAUGAUCCUGGGUUAUUUGACCAAAUUCAGAGACUUGCUUCCGGAUAAAAAAAAAAUUCACGACGCUCUGCUGGACUAAUACCACACGGUGUGUGGUUAUUUUAAGGUAAUUUAAAUGCUUUGCUUUGCUUGUCUCUGGCGAUACUAUUUCCACCGGCAGUCGUGUCGAGCGAAGAGGUUCUAAAUUCAUCAUUGGUAUAAACCUGACGAAUGGAUUCGUUGUUCAGCCGUACGCUAUGGUCGAACUCCAGAAUGAAAACAAGAAAGAAAGGGGAAAGGGGAAAGGGGAAAACUACGUCCAGGUCGGGAAGAGACGACCCGGUUUAGUUUCUGAUUCAAAUUGCCUUGCCCCGGUACGAUAUCGAUCAACGAGGAAUUAUUUUUUUAUGAGGCUGGUUUCUCAAACAAGUCCUCCCUUGGAAACUCCCACAUGGUCCCUUUUAUCAUGGAUAUAUAGAUAUAUAUAUAUCUAGUGGAUAAGCGGAAACGAAAGGAUCUUAGAGCCGGCUUAAGGCUGAGAACAUGAAUAAAUGAAUGAAUCAAGCUUGCGGAGAGGGUUUUGAUUUUGAUUUUACUUUAUUGUAUUGUAUUUUACUUCCACUUUACUUCUACUUUAACCAAUUGAUAAAUUAAAUUAUUUUGAGAAAGUU